GGCGUCAAAAAUACCACCAAAGGAGCGCACAUCAGCAGCUUUCCAGUCAGCUGGGAGGCUGAUGUCCAACGAUCCGAUGCAUAAAGCCCCUACAGACAACUACUUCCAGGAACACGCGCGGAGCCGAAUGUAAAAAAGCGGAGCGCUUUUUCUUUUGCGCUUUAUUUUGACAAAAAUGCCACUCCUGGUUUAUUCGACUUUGUCUCAAGUGUGAGUCUGCCUCUUUUUUAGAAAAAAAAAUCUUCUUGUUUUGGACGAACAUGAUGAGGAAUAUGAUUUGGAGACUUUACAGUUCAGAUCGUUCUUGGGUUUUUUCUGUGUGGAAUCAGUGGUGCGUGUUUUACGCAGCAGCUGCGUGCUUGCUGUUUACGCCCGUCAGGGCGGACGACACCUGUCCCUCAUCGUGCGCCUGUGCCAGAGAGUGGGGAACGGUGAACUGUUCGUCCGCUGACGAGGAGACCGACGUGCCGACAGAAAUACCGACCUGGACUUCCACUCUCAUCCUCAAAGGGAGAAACAUUUCAACUUUAUCCACUCGUGCGUUCACUCCCAACGGUACAGAGUUGGAAAUAAUAACACUGUUGCUGCCCAAUAACGGGAUCCAGGCUAUUGAGCCCUACGCUUUCCGUGGUCUCACCCGUUUACAUGUCCUAGAUCUCAGCCACAACCAGCUGGAGUCCAUUUCACCCCGAGCUUUCCAUGGAUUACCAGAGUUGCGCUCACUUUACUUGAAUUCCUCCUUUUUGCCCCCUGCCACAGCGCAGCUCCAAAACGCGCUCAGCGCACAAACUUUGCGCAACCUCCACAGACUGGAGUUAGCAGGAAAUGACCUGAAGUCUAUACCCCUAGAGAAAUUAGACAUUUACCGCCUGCACGAUUUAGUGUUGGUGAAUAACUCUUUGGAGAAAAUCGAGAGGGAAAAUAUUAGCAGUUUGUACAGGCAAAAGCGCAUCCGUGUCUACCUAUCUUUGAAUCCAUUUCGAUGUAACUGUGACCUGGAGGCGUUUUACUACUGGCUGAAGAACUCUUCGCAGUGCCCGGAUGCUGCGCGCAUCCUGUGCAGUGAACCAGAGAGUAAGAGGGGCAUCCCUGUGGAAAAGCUGCGGGGGGAGGAUGUGGACUGCAUGAACGAGAACCUGGAGGCGGUUUCAUACGUGCUCCUCGGUAUAGUGUCGGCUCUCAUCGGAGUGGUGUUUCUCAUGGUGCUCUAUCUCAACCGGAGAGGCAUCAAACGGUGGCUCAACAACAUCCGAGAGGCGUGCAGGGACCAGAUGGAGGUUUACCAUUACCGCUAUGAGCAGGACUCAGACCCGAGGCUGGCCAGUGUGGCAGUUUAACCUGCUGUAACCGGAUCCCAGAGCUGCCCUAUGGAGGGGACGUCAUGAAAAACAAUAAGUCAGUGGUUUCAACCCAGUUACAUAACCUUCAGGAACUGGUUGCAUGUCUGAGUUUGGGACAUCUACAAAGCCAAAGGCUGUCAAACUGUAAAAGACAAAACAUAUUUUCCAUACUGUAAAUAACUUGAGCAAGGUGUGCACAAAGUGAACUCCAUCAUCCCAUGUGUAAUCAUUAAUACCUUUAAUUCUGUGGCAAAUUUACCCUUAAGUAGAAAAGCUGCAGUAAAGACGGAACUCCUUGCUGUUAUUGCUGGUUUACUGAUGAAACAAUGCAUGGAUGAGCAAGGUAUUCAACUUUUAAUCCAUUGUGGUAGUGCAUGAUGCAAAUAGCCUAAGGUAAGAAAUGAGAAAAGGACAGGUUUGUUGGAGUGCCAUGUUUGUUUUCAGCAGGGCAGUUUUUCUGAAAAUCAACAUAUCAUUUGAUGUGAGGUUUCAAUGAAGCUUCGACAGGGCAGUACUGACCUUGCAUGCAACUGUAGGCAACGCUUAAAUAAAUGGUGAUCGUUAAAAAA
This is a messenger RNA of Oryzias latipes (Japanese medaka), 1909 nucleotides long. RefSeq names its product trophoblast glycoprotein like (gene tpbgl). The record is from RefSeq and is a predicted model, not a curated record. Gene Ontology annotation, biological process: negative regulation of canonical Wnt signaling pathway. Gene Ontology annotation, molecular function: protein binding. Lineage: Eukaryota; Metazoa; Chordata; Actinopteri; Beloniformes; Adrianichthyidae. Gene Ontology annotation, cellular component: plasma membrane.